Maudiozyma saulgeensis is the source of this 2091-nucleotide messenger RNA. Lineage: Eukaryota; Fungi; Ascomycota; Saccharomycetes; Saccharomycetales; Saccharomycetaceae. The record is from the annotation of a GenBank genome assembly.
AUGUACGAGGCUGAUCACGAGGCUCCAAUUACAAUGCUAUCCCUUGCGGAUACGUAUUUCCCAACUUUGACUCCAAAGGAGCAAAAAUAUGCUCAUUUUAUGGCUAAUGCAUCCCAUGCGGGGACAAGAAUCGUAUUAAGACAAGUUUCUCAAGAGAGCGAACCUAUUUAUGAUUUACUUUUAACGUUACAUCGUGGUGUUAAUGGUGUAUAUCCAGGUGAAUCUCAAUUGUAUUUGGAUUACGUGUCUCAAUUCUUAGCUAAUUUAGGUAAUUAUAAAUCCUUUGGUGAUUCAAAAUUUAUACCAGCAUGUUCGAUUGAUUAUAUUUUUGAACUAUGUAAGCUUGCUGGUAUGGAUAUUGAUGGAUCAAUUAAUCAAUUUUGUAAAACUAAUUAUCAAUUGACAGUUCGUGAAUUGAUUAAGGAUGGGAUGUAUAGAGUUAAUGAAGAUAUUGCAUUGUUAGGGUUUCCAUCAGAAGGACACGUUUCUUCUUAUUAUCUUGGAGAUUCUAUCUCGUUGGAUGAUAUGAAAUUAUUGAAACAAGAAUUAUUUGCCAAAUAUAAAAUCUUACCUGAAAAUACUCGUAUUAGAAAAUUAGCUUCCCAUAGAUUUGAAGUCUUGGUAGCCUCAGAGACUCUUACCAACAAAUUACCAGUAUCUGAAUAUCCUCAUGGUAUGAUUACUUUAAAUGAUCCUCAUCAAACCCAAGUGACUUUCAAAUUUGGAGAUCAUUCUCAAGAAAUGGAAAAUAUUUGCCAAAAUUUGACUUCUGCAAAACAAUACGCUGCUAAUGAGACCCAAGCAAAUAUGUUAGAUCAUUAUAUUGCUCAUUUUAAGACUGGGUCUGGUUCCGAACAUAAAGAGGCCCAAAAGUUAUGGGUCAAGGAUAUAUCACCAAUUGUGGAGACUAAUAUUGGGUUUAUCGAAACCUAUAGGGAACCUUCCGGGAUCAUUGGUGAGUUCGAAUCAUUAGUUGCAGUACAAAACAAAGAGAGAACAGCUAAAUUCUCUAAUAUGGUACAAAAUGCUCAAGAAUUUAUUGCACUAUUACCUUGGGAUCGUUCAUUUGAGAAAGAGAAGUUUAAUCCUCCUGAUUUUACAUCAAUAGAAGUCUUGACCUUCACAGGAUCAGGUAUCCCAGCGGGGAUCAAUAUUCCAAAUUAUGAUGAUGUUAGACUGACCAUUGGGUUUAAGAAUGUUUCACUUGGAAAUAUCCUAAGUGCAUCGGCCAAGAGUUCUUCUAGUCAUCCACCAUCUUUCAUUAAAAAGGAUGAUUUGGAUUUGUUUCAAAAAUAUCAAUCAGAUUCCUUUGAAGUUCAGGUUGGGAUCCAUGAAUUAUUAGGCCAUGGGUCAGGAAAACUUUUAUUACAAACAGGACCUGACGAAUUCAAUUUUGAUCACACGAACCCACCUUUGGGAUUGGAUGGCGAACCUGUAACUACAUUCUACAAACAAGGUGAAACUUGGGGAUCCGUAUUUGGUUCCCUCGCUGGUGCCUUUGAAGAGACUCGUGCAGAGGUCGUUGCAAUGUUUUUAAUUACAAACCGUAAGUUGUUGGAUAUAUUUGGAUUUAAGACCAAAGAGGACCAAGAUAAUGUUAUCUACGCUGGCUAUUUACAAAUGGCUAGAGCCGGUUUAAUGGCUUUGGAGUUUUGGGACCCAAAGACGGGAAAAUGGGGUCAGCCACAUAUGCAAGCUAGAUUUUCUAUCAUGAAAACAUUCUUAAUGCAUUGUAGUAAUAACAAAUUUUUAACUAUUGAGAAAGUAGGCGAAGACGAUCUUAAAAUCAAUCUAGAUAGAUCUGUGAUUGAAAAAGAAGGUCUUGACUGUGUGCGUGACUACUUGUUACAUUUACAUGUUUACAAAUGUUCUGCCGACGUCAAACGUGGUUCUGAAUUCUAUAUUGAUAGAUCCACCGUACCACAAGAACUUGCAGCCUUGAGAGAUAUUGUAAUAGCUAAGAGAUUACCUCGUCGUCAAUUUAUCCAGGCUAACACUACUCUGAACAUUGAUACAAACACCAUCACAGUCCAUGAGUACCCAGAGACGCCAAUGGGGUUGAUCCAAUCCUUCCUAGAACGUCAAGCCUAA